Molecule: messenger RNA, 930 nt
Organism: Polyodon spathula (Mississippi paddlefish)
Lineage: Eukaryota; Metazoa; Chordata; Actinopteri; Acipenseriformes; Polyodontidae
Product: proepiregulin-like
Exons: 5
Coding region: 84-542 (152 amino acids)
Biological process (GO): positive regulation of mitotic nuclear division; positive regulation of cell population proliferation; epidermal growth factor receptor signaling pathway
Source: RefSeq, a predicted model, not a curated record
GUCACCUCAGUCUGCAGGAGCAUUACGCACUAACAAGGAGUGAACUCUACAGGCUUGAAUUUAGAUCAUUCUGAGAUUAGGAGAUGACUGACUACAGAGUUUUUCUGUCAUUAAUAGGUCUUCACCUGCUGCAAAGUGUUUGCAGCACAACUCCAGCAUGUGGCCCAGGACAACUGCAGUGUACAACAGCAGGUAACCUACCAGUCACAGCUUCUUCAUUUGAGACACCUCGAGUGGAAAGAGUACAAACAGAAAAAUGUGGAACAGAACUGGACACAUUUUGCUUUCAUGGAGAGUGCAUGUUUCUUCUGGAACUAAAUAUACACACUUGUAGGUGUGAUACCGGCUUUACCGGUGAAAGAUGUGCUCAUUCAGAGCUUGUCUUCCAGCCAAUGAGUAAAGGAUAUAUUCUUUUGACUGUCACGUGUACAGUUUUAUUUUUGACAGCUCUGGCGAUUGCAUUUUACUUCUUCUACAAAUGGUCUAAAAAGAAUAAAUGCACUUCAACAGAGAAAAAGUAUCAAGAAAUUCAACUUGCAUGAAGUAUUGUAUUUAUAUCUAACAUAUAAUGGAAACACAACCAGUUUUGUAUGAAUCAAUCCUAAAAAGUGUCUUCUGUGAUUGUUAAUGCUCAACAAAUGCCAUCUGAAACCCUGGAACAUUCAACUUACAUUUCUGGCCUACUUAUUGACUGUAUAACAAAGUUUUUUGUUUUUUUUACAAAAGUCAGCUGUUUCUGUUGCUGCUGCUUCAUUGUGCAACACAUGGUUUUAUUAUAUUUACUCAAAUUUAUGAAGCUAAUAAGUACUUAUUAUCUCAUAAACAUGGGUUAAAUAAUUGUUUAACUUUUUGUACAUUACUGAUAUUUAUUGUUUCAGUUGUACUGCUGUCAUAGUUACCAUUCCACUCAUAUAACCUAAUAUAGGCAUU